AUGCACAUUGAAAAAGAACCAGGCAUCCCUGGUCCAGAUCCAGGCACAGUACAGUCCGAUUACGGAGUCACGAUCAAGGAAACCAAUUCCAUCGAAGCAGAGAUCCAUCGCCUGGAAGCCGAACUGGAAGAUGCACGACGAAGACUAGAUGCAAAGAGACCGCGCGCCGCGGUGCACAAAAAACCCCCGCCGUCACCUCAUUCACUCUCAGCCCCCUUCCUUCCCCCGUCAACACAUCACCUACUCCUGCUAACCGACUCGGCCCUACCCCUGGGCGCCUUCGCCUUCUCCUCGGGCCUGGAAUCCUUCCUCGCCCACAGCCCCAAGCGUCCCACCUCGUCACCAUUCACCACCUUCCUCCCGCUCUCCAUCUCCACGUUCGCAUCCACCACCCUCCCCUUCACUCUCGCCGCCCACCGCGACCCCUCCCGCCUGCUCUACCUGGACGACGCCCUGGACGCUUCCCUCGUGUGCACCGUCGCCCGGCGCGCCAGCGUGUCGCAGGGCCGCGCGCUGAUCGGCCUGUGGGAGCGCUGCUUCGCGCCCUCGCUCCCGCCGGACCGGGACAUUGCAAGGUACGUGGCGGCCGUCAAGGCGCCGGCGCCGCAGCACAAACCCACCGACUGCGUCACCAACGCGCCGCCGAGCCACCUGCCCCGGGCCGCGGCGCAUCUGGCCCCGCUCUUUGGUGCCGUCUGUGCCGCCGCCGGCCUCUCGGCGCAUCAGGCCGCCUUCGUGCUGGUCCUGGGCCACGUCAAGGCGCUCGCGUCGGCGGCCGUGCGGGCGGGCGUCUUUGGUCCCUAUCAGGCCCAGAGGCUUCUGGCGGGGGAUGAGGUCCGGAGGCUGGUGGACCUCGCCGUUCAGAGGGAGUGGGCUACCGAGGUUGAGGACGCGAGCCAGACGGUGCCCGUGAUGGACUUGUGGGUUGGACGGCACGAGUUGUUGUAUUCGCGCAUUUUCAACAGCUAG
Messenger RNA from Pyricularia pennisetigena, 969 nucleotides. RefSeq lists its product as uncharacterized. Gene Ontology annotation, molecular function: nickel cation binding. Bases 1 to 969 code for a protein of 322 amino acids. NCBI's taxonomy places the organism in Eukaryota, Fungi, Ascomycota, Sordariomycetes, Magnaporthales, Pyriculariaceae. The transcript has 2 exons. The record is from RefSeq and is a predicted model, not a curated record.